AUGAUCCUUAGGAGUAAGACAUUUGCUGCUGGCUCAGCGCUGGUCGCUGUUGCACACGCUGCGCAGCCUGGAGCCAUGGCACCAGUUCCAAGUCCCAUGAGGAACCUCACUUGGGGUCAGAUCAACUUUAUCCACACAACCGACACACAUGGCUGGAUUGGCGGUCAUUUCCAAGAGCCUCAAUACUCGGCAGACUGGGGCGACUACAUCUCCUUCACCAAGCAUAUGCGCCAGCAAGCCGAUGAUGCAGGAGCCGAUGUCCUAGUCAUUGAUACCGGCGAUCGCGUCGAAGGAAACGGCUUAUACGACGCGUCUACUCCUAAGGGACUUUUCCAAUAUGACAUCUACGCCGAAGCCGACGUCGACAUUAUCUGCACCGGCAACCAUGAGCUUUACAAGGCCUACUCAGCUGACAUGGAACACAACACCACUGUUCCUAACUAUAAGGGGAAAUAUCUUGCUUCCAAUCUUGAUUAUAUCGAUCCCAAAACUGGGGAUCGCGUUCCCCAAGCUCAGCGUUACCGAAAGUUCAAAACGAAGAACCAAGGCCUCGAGAUUGUGGCCUUCGGCUUCCUUUUUGACUUUACAGGAAACGCCAACAACACAGUAGUUCAACCUGUGGAAGACACCAUUAAAGAAGAUUGGUUCCAGAAGGCUAUCCGAGAGAAGCCUGAUCUCUUUGUCGUGAUAGGUCACGUCGGCCUUCGCAUGCAGGAGUUCAAGGUCAUCUAUACUGCCAUUCGUAAACAGAACUGGCAUAUUCCCAUUGCCUUCUUUGGUGGCCAUGCGCAUGUUCGCGAUGCUGUCAAGUACGAUUCCCAAGCUUUUGCUAUGGCUAGUGGUCGAUAUUUUGAGACAAUCGGAUGGAUGUCCAUCGAUGGCAUCAGUAAGAGUAGCAACAAGGAAGUCGAGACUGCAGCUUCCACUACCUUUACUCGCCGAUAUAUCGACAACAACCUUUAUGGUCUACACUACCAUACCGGUCUAAACGCUACUACGUUCCCUACCACAGACGGUAAAAGGGUCAGUCAGAUGAUCACACGUGCCCGCAAGGCCCUUCAACUCGAUUACAAAUUUGGCUGUGCACCCAAGACUCUAUGGAUGACCCGAACUAAGCAUACGGCCGAGGACAGCAUUUACUAUUGGAUCGCUAAACAGGUCUUGCCUGAUAUCAUCACUCGCAAGGAUCGCAAGAACAAGGCCACAUUAGCACUUUUCAACACCGGCGGUAUUCGAUUCGAUAUCUUCAAGGGCGGUUUUACAAGAGAUAGCACUUUUGCUGUGAGCCCUUUCACCAGUGGUUUCAAGUACAUUCCCGAUGUUCCAUAUAAGGCGGCUUCCAAGGUCAUAGACCUUCUCAACAGCGGAGGAAGGAUCUUCGCAGAGAAUGGAGCCGACGUCAAAUUCAUGGCCUCACCAGAGCACAUGUUCCCUGCUCCUGCCAUGAAGGCUCAAUUUGAGAAGAAUAUGGCUGAAGAAGAAGAGCCGCGCCUUGAGCUCAGGAGUUUUCUCGACAAGCCUGGCUUGACCGCCGGAUACACCACUAAAGAUGACAUUGGAACAGAUGGCGACGACACCAUUCACGAGCCUAUCAAAACGUAUCAGCAACCCAACUGUAUCCAGGCCGAGAUUGCCAUGCCCAAGGACGGCGAACCUGAAACGGUCGACUUCGUCUUCCUUGACUUUCUCCAGCCCUGGGUUAUUCCGGCUCUCAAGCUAGCAGGAGCAGGCGACUACAGCGAUGCUAAUGUUGAGCGGUACAUCCAAGGGUCCUUUACUUACUAUCUGUCGGAUUGGAUUGCCAAGAACUGGCAGGGCGAGUGUUAG
Molecule: messenger RNA, 1827 nt
Organism: Fusarium sp. VM40
Lineage: Eukaryota; Fungi; Ascomycota; Sordariomycetes; Hypocreales; Nectriaceae
Source: the annotation of a GenBank genome assembly